ACAUUAAAAAUAUAAAUUAAAUUUCUUAAGAAUUAAUCUGUGUUGACAUGAACAAUUACUACCGAUGCUAAAUAUUUUGUGAUUAUAAAAAAAACCAUAUUGAAAAAAGAACGAUGGUGCGGUAUGCUACCACGGUCCUGGUCUUGAUAGUGUUCGUGUGCCAAGUAUCAGUCCACGAGUUCAAAGCCAUCAAUUUUGGACAAUAUGUAGAAGAUUAUCUUGAGAAUGAGUAUAUUCAUCACAUCCGCUCUAUGAUCGAUGCAUACCGGGAAGAUAUCGGAGCGAGGCUAUUUGCAGAAACAAACCCGUCCAUAAAUACGAAGUAUCGCACAUGGAAACGCAAUGCAGACCUCAUUAAUUCCAUACUAGCUCUACCCAGAGACAUGAACGACGCAGGUCGCUAAUAUGAACAACCACUUCAAUGUACCGAAGAAAACUAUUCAUAUUUAUGUUUCAAAGUUAAUAAUCACACCUUUUUCAUAUUAAUUUCGUA
This is a messenger RNA of Achroia grisella, 493 nucleotides long. RefSeq lists its product as uncharacterized. NCBI's taxonomy places the organism in Eukaryota, Metazoa, Arthropoda, Insecta, Lepidoptera, Pyralidae. Gene Ontology annotation, molecular function: hormone activity. The record is from RefSeq and is a predicted model, not a curated record. Gene Ontology annotation, cellular component: extracellular region. Bases 114 to 404 code for a protein of 96 amino acids. Gene Ontology annotation, biological process: response to light stimulus. The transcript is spliced from 3 exons.